AUGACCGAUAUAAACGGUCAACGAUCCGAUAAAGGGUCAGUUGACUCUCCUAGGAGGACAGGUAAGAUUCCUUCCAUGUCUCCCACUUUACACAACCUACUGCAGCAGAGAGAGCUGCACUUGCAAUUACAGUCACAGGGACAGUCACUGCGGCAACAACAACAGGGGCAAGUACAGUCCCAACCAAAGCCAAAAUUGGAGCAUCAUACGCAUUCAAUGGGUCCUACGCAACUACCACCUCCACCCAUUCAACCUUAUUUACCGCCUUCCAUUAUCUAUAGAAAACUUCCAAGAGAAUUCAUCAAGUGCCAGAAGAAGGACCUGAUAACCAUUGUUUCCAGAAUGCUUUCAUCGCUUAUCGAGAUCAACGACAGGCAGUCUGCACCAAAUCUCAAAUAUAUAGACCACGCAAGUCUUACCAGAUUUCACUCGAGAUCACCGCCUCAGAUAACCGUGUUUAACUAUCUUUAUCGUCUAUCACACUUCUCGUCGUUGGAGAACUCCAUCCUCAUAACGGCCGUAUAUUACAUCGAUCUACUCACCCGUUGCUAUCCUGUCUUCGCUAUUAAUUCACUUACAGUCCAUCGUUUUCUUCUCACAGCCACCACUGUCGCCUCAAAAUCUCUUUGCGACUCCUUCUGUUCCAACCAUCACUACUCAAAGGUCGGUGGUGUCAAUAUUAUGGAGUUGAACCUGUUGGAGGCCGAGUUUCUCACCAAGGUUAACUACCGAGUGGUUCCUCGCGACUUCAACUACGAUUUUAUUGGUGAAAGAAGAAGCUCUACAGGUACUUUGGAUGCAGACACAAAUAGAAAUGUUCAACAUGGUAUUACAUGUGCUGCGGAGAUCUUGGACCUAUACUAUAGACGCAUGGUUAUGCUAGUAGGAGGAAUGAGCAAGGACGUUGAAGACAACGAUCUUGACGACUCUAAUGAAAAUGGAAACCACGUCUUCAUCGGCCACGAUGAUAGUGUGGUUUUUUAUUUGGGAGAUGACGACGAACAAUACUUCCAGGAUACAGAACCAGCACCUGUACAAUACUACAGUAACGAGUACAUUGAUUCGUCUACAGACAAUGACUCCAGUCCAGUUUCUGACUCACUCUCCUCCUCCGAUAGUGCGGAGAGUUUGCAGAACCCUACUGGCCAAUCCACCGAACAUCCCGAACACGGAGACCCUAUAUGCUCUAGAAAGAGAGGAGCAGAAGAUUUCUCGCAUAGUAAACGACGAUGUGGAGCAUAA
This is a messenger RNA of Brettanomyces nanus, 1242 nucleotides long. RefSeq lists its product as uncharacterized. The record is from RefSeq and is a predicted model, not a curated record. The transcript has a single exon. Gene Ontology annotation, biological process: regulation of cyclin-dependent protein serine/threonine kinase activity. Bases 1 to 1242 code for a protein of 413 amino acids. Gene Ontology annotation, molecular function: cyclin-dependent protein serine/threonine kinase regulator activity; protein kinase binding. Gene Ontology annotation, cellular component: cyclin-dependent protein kinase holoenzyme complex; nucleus. NCBI's taxonomy places the organism in Eukaryota, Fungi, Ascomycota, Pichiomycetes, Pichiales, Pichiaceae.